GCCAUCUUCUUCGUUUCGAAUUUAACUUUCUGAAAGUUGGUUCUCAUUUACGGCUUCGUUUUUUGUUUCUAGGGAUCUUAGAAAAUCAGAAGUUUAAGGAGGAGACCUCAUCUAGCCACUUAGUUGAGCUUUCGCCAAUAACCAACGUGGAACACAGAGAUUUUUUCUUCUGAAUGCCUUCCUUUGUCUUCGUACUGCCGGUGGAGUAGUGAAAGCGUUUAUUUCGAAGGCGGGUUCAUUUAACAGACGAGAAACGGCUUAGCUUUGGAUACAGAAGGUCUGCUCUCCACGAAAUAUUUAGAACGAUACCAAGCGCUUCUGUUUACGUUUCGAAAGUAGGCGUACAGAGUGGUUUUAAGUGGUUUUACGUCGGAUGAACUUUGAGAAAUUCAACAACUCCAGUUAUCUAGUACGCCAUCAUCGCUUGGCUAUUGUUCACGAAGCCGGAUUUAGUUCAUACCGUUGCCGUGUUGGUAUGAAAACAAUUGCAUUUGGAUCGAAAGAAGAUCUACGAUCUAAGUGGAUGAUUUUUACUAGAAAACAUCGGCAAGAAAAUUUUCCUCGCCAGUGUUGAUUCCAUUUUGGGUUUCACUGUUUUAACGGCAAAGCAAAUUCACCCAACGCUGUCGUGUUCGGUGUCGCCAUUUUAACGAACGGGCUUGGUGUGGUCAGAUUGCUUCGUAGUUCACUGCAUUUCGAAAUCGCUGCCUUUUCUGUGUGGUUGAGAAGACGUCUUUUAUACGGGAGGAAAAAUACACAUUUCACAAGACCAGAGGUUUAAAUCGUGCGACGAAAUUGGAGGACUUCACUUUUGAAAACUUGGCAUUUGAAUGUUAGCGUGCGGGCCUUCUUUACGAACAAGAAAUACCGCUGUAAGCGUCUUUUGUGGAAGAAUAGUUAAUAUACCUCAAGACUUCUCCUUAACGUUUUCGUCUCGGCGAAUUAUGUUUUGAUAUAACGGACGAACCAUGGUAAACGUGAGAGAACUUAUCGACAACCUUCGGGCGACUAAACCGCCGUACGAAUGUCCUCUUUGCCAGAAGAUUUACAAGAGUUAUAGUGGAAUAGAAUAUCAUUUGCGUGUUUUUAAACACGAUGGCACUGAUGUUGUAGGAACUACGCCGACUACUUCGAAAAAGGGAAAAGGUCGAGGUAGAAAAAGUGUUAAAAACAAGAAACCGCCGCCAUCGCCACCGACGCUAAGUGUUCCGAGAGAGACGCUAACUUACGCUCAAGCGCAGAAAAUUGUUGAGGUGGAAAUCGAAGGUUUUCCUCAUAGAAUCCACAUAAAUGAUCAAUUGGAUGUUGUGGAUAGUGAGGAAAUUUCUCAACCGGAGCCAGAAAAACCAGAGGAUGCUUUUGAAACAAUGCUGAUCAAGCCGCUUACCAGUUCAAAAUCGAAGAAUGAACAGUCAAACGAGAACAAUAACAGAAUAAGCUUGCCGAGUGCGGAGUACAGUGAGAAAAUGGAAUCAGGAUUCAGGCAACCCGAUGCACCUACGAGACCUACCGCUUACUUCCGAUUUAUUGAGCAGACCACGGAAGAACUAGACGAAAUGGUUGAAUAUGAUAUGGAUGAAGAAGACUAUGUUUGGUUAGAUACAAUUAACGACAAGCGAAAAGCUGAAGGAAUCGCGCCGGUCUCUCAAGAAAUAUUUGAAACUCUUAUGGACAGGUUGGAAAAAGAGUCUUACUUCGAAAGUCAAACUAACUGUGAUCCAAACCAGUACAUCGAUGAAGAUGCUGUGUGUUGUAUUUGUAACGAUGGAGAGUGUCAAAACAGUAACGCAAUCCUGUUUUGUGACAUGUGUAACUUAGCCGUCCAUCAAGAAUGUUAUGGUGUGCCUUACAUUCCCGAGGGACAGUGGCUGUGUCGUCGAUGUCUGCAGUCACCAUCUAGAGCUGUGGACUGUGUUCUGUGCCCAAACAAGACUGGUGCUUUUAAACAGACAGACACUGGAAAAUGGGGGCAUGUUGUAUGUGCAUUGUGGAUACCAGAGGUUUGUUUUGCAAACACAGUUUUCUUGGAACCUAUAGACUCAAUUGAAAAUAUUCCUCAAGCUCGCUGGAAGCUCACUUGUUACAUUUGCAAGCGUAGACAUGGUGCAUGCAUCCAGUGUUUCAAAACAAACUGCUAUACAGCAUUUCAUGUUACAUGUGCACAACAAGCAGGCUUGUACAUGAAAAUUGAACCUGUAAAAGGUGAGAAUGGUCAAGUGACGGUCCGAAAGACAGCUUUUUGUGAUGUUCACACACCAACAAACUCUGAAGCAGGAAGAGAGGAGGAGAACAGCGAAGAUGAAAUUAAAGAAAAAACAAACAUUUCUAAGAGCAAGACCCCAAGCAAGACUCCUGCAAAAAUAACCAGCAAGUCUGCAAAAUCAGCAAAGUCCAAACGCAGCAUCAAAAAGUUUAGGAAACUUUUGGCAGAGAAGAAAACCACUGCAGUUCCGAUUGUUAAUAUUCCUUUUAUACCAGCUCACAGACUCAGUAAGAUUGUGGGACGAGUUGCCAUGGCACGAAAGGCUCAGUUUAUUCAGAGUCUUCAAAGCUAUUGGAUGUUGAAACGACAGUCCAGGAAUGGAGUUCCACUGUUGAGAAGACUUCAGGCCAGCCAUCAAAGUCAGAAAGCUGGUGCUGAUGAAUCAAGCGAAAGGUCACUGAGGAUCAAAGCUAUGAAAGAGCAGCUACACUUCUGGCAACGACUGCGGCAUGACUUGGAGAGAGCACGUUUGUUGGUGGAGUUGAUCAGAAAGAGAGAGAAGCUUAAACGGGAACAAGUGAAAGUCAAACAGCACGUGGUGGACCUGCAGUUGCAGCCACUGAACAUUGUUCUCAGGAAAACCCUGGAGCUCUUGCAGACAAAAGAUCCUGGAGAAAUCUUUGCUGAGCCUGUUGAUACUGAUGAGGUCACUGACUACCUGGAAGUUAUAGAUGAACCUAUGGACUUCUCGACAAUAUCAAAGCGUAUUGAUGACAAUCACUACACCACAAUGGAGCAGUUUGAACGAGAUUUCAAUCUGGUCAUCGGCAAUUGUUUAAGAUAUAAUGCUCCAGACACCAUUUACUACCGUGCAGCGCUCAAAAUGCGAGAUCAAGGACGUCCCAUUGUACGUGCCGCCAGGCGGCAAGUGGAGCGGGCUGGUAUAGACCCAGUAACAGGUCUUCAUACAGAGGAGCCACCAACACUGGCAGAUAGGGAACCUACUGAAGAAGAUUUCGUCCUGACAGAGGAGCAGAGGAGGGACAUGACUCUGGAGGAGCAGUUAAAAGAUCUGCAGGAGAAACUGGACAUGACUCAGGCUAUUAAACAUGGAGGAGUCAGAGCUACAAGGGUUCGAAUGUUACGUAAAGAGAUCGCUCUGGUCAGGAGGAAACUUAACCAGGAGAAGAGACAUCUUUCAGAAUCAAGUGCUGGUGGCCUGGACGGAUGUAACCUGAGCGAGACCUGUCUGUCACCACUCGAAGACGAACAGCCACUAAAGAAGUUUAGACCCAUUGACGAGAAUGACACUCUGAACGGCCCGCAGACCACCAAAAAUCUGGACACUGAAGACCAUCGUUUGGCAGGGGACAGUCUCCUUAACAGUAGAGCUACUGCCAAUCCUAGUCCUGGUACGAGCCGGCGCAGUGGAAUCUUGUUCAACAAGGGAAGGCACAGGGCCAGGAGGAAUCUUUCGUCGGGCGCCGACAAGUUCCCUUUCGAUAUUCUGCCACCAGCGAAUCACGCGUUAAAGACAACAGACUCGGAUAGAACGCUUGAUCCUGUUGCCACGGAGUGCCAAGUGACUGAGAAUUUGCAUACGGAUGAAGUCGGUGAAGAAGAUACUGUGUUCGAGGACAGACAUCAGCCAGCUCCCCAAGAGGAAAAGAGACCUCACAAACGACACUCAACAGACAAUGAUACUUUUUAUGUACCCAAGAAAACUUAUAAAACAGAACUCGGUAAGCUGAUCGAAGACGCUACCCUGCCCAUGUUUGACACGCAUCCGUCCGACAGAGGCCAUAACCACUUUGCGUGCGCGAAUGGUCUGCGGCAGCGAUCGUAUCGGUCGUACACCAGCGGAUCCGAGUCGGACAUCAGCGAGAAUGUGAGAAUGAACGGCACUCGCGCUUCCCGAGAACUGUGUCGAAAGUUGUCGGUAUUUUCCGAAGAUGAUGAACAGAGCACCGAUACGGAAAACAGUUCUGCUGAAAAUCGGGUUAUGAACGGACCAGUAGACGGGAGAAAGAAAAAGAAACCCGCGGCAAGACCUCGAAAGACGACGUCCGAUUCAGAGAUUGCUGAUCUCCCUCCUCUGCAACCGCUGGAUUUAGUUUGGGCAAAGUGUCGAGGAUACCCAUCCUAUCCUGCGCUGAUAAUAGAUCCUCGAACGAAGAAAGGUUUCCUUCACCAUGGCGUGCCUAUUCCUGUACCACCUGAAGAUGUGUUGAAGGAGAGGGCUAUUACUGACGAGCAUCUCUAUCUUGUGCUGUUUUUCGACGCAAGGCGAACUUGGCAAUGGCUACCGCGUCACAAACUUGAACCACUGGGCCAACACGGAGAGAGAGACGAGAACAAGUUACAGGAGGGUCGGAAGACGUCCAUGAGGAAAUCUGUCAUGCAAGCCUACGAACGGGCUAUAAUUCACCGAGACCAAGUACAAAGGGGUGACUCGCGGGACUCCGACGACGACGACGAUAGUUACGGAGAUGCCGACAACAAUGACGAAGAUCAGGGAGUCAACGCGAAUGGUAACGAAGUCGAGGAUGACGAGGACAGCGACAAUGAAGUUGAAGACAUCGAUGAACGCGAACUAGAGGAAAAUGGAUUUGUUUAGAAGCUGUUUUUAUUGUCGUUGUUUGUUAGAUAUCUCGCUAGUUGUUCCAAUUGGAUCGAUUUCAAAUUGGAUGUAGCUCAGAUACAGUUUAGAGGGCUUCCAACAAAAUAUAUUUCCUUCCACUGAAAAUAAAUCUUAUGGCAGCUAAUCCGUACGAUACGAUAGCACACCUGUUCACAUGCAAUUUUUUAAGCUAGAGAAUUUAACAUCCAGGAGUUUCUGAAAUGUUUUUUUUUUCUUCGACUUCGAUUCAAAAUAAAACGCAGCAAAGGCAUGGAAGAGUUUUUCGAUAGAAAGUGCGUUCAGAUGCCAUGUGGCAAGGACGUUUAAUAAAGCACACUUAGCAUUUUAAAACGUCGCACCAUAAAUUUAAUCUGUACUAUUGUAUUUAUACUUAGAAACCAAAUCAGUCUGUAAAUGUUCUUCUAUUUUUUCUGAGACAUCUCUUUUUUAACAAAUCGAGUGAAACCCGUGAAAGUUGUUGUUUUGUGUAUCUACCCUUCAUUCGUGUUGUAUAUCUUGUAAACCUUUGCAACCCAGGGUCAAUAAACUCGUCUACAGUGACAUUA
Messenger RNA from Pocillopora verrucosa, 5389 nucleotides. Its product is annotated as peregrin. Gene Ontology annotation, molecular function: protein binding. Gene Ontology annotation, cellular component: MOZ/MORF histone acetyltransferase complex. Gene Ontology annotation, biological process: regulation of transcription by RNA polymerase II. The record is from RefSeq and is a predicted model, not a curated record. NCBI's taxonomy places the organism in Eukaryota, Metazoa, Cnidaria, Anthozoa, Scleractinia, Pocilloporidae.